AUGAUGAUUCGCAUCACCAUCAAGGCACGGCGCGUCAUCUUAGCACCCCUUCCCCUCCCCGAAUUGGUCAACCAAAAAGCUAAUCGGCCUGUCAUCACCGAGCACUCUGUUGCAACGUCCUCUCAUUCGGACGUGCAGUCACUUAGCCAGCUUGCUCUGGCACCGCCUCCAACCUUAAUGGCAAGGGUCUAUCUGCUGGCGUCGGUGCCAGGCCAAACCCCCUUGACCCCUUCAUCCCCAGGCUUGCGGGUCGGCCAGUCCAAUGUCGACGCUUUCCCACCCCAUGGAACACAUGGUCAAGGCCUCCUCCACAUUUUCGCGCAAGCUCUCUUGUGCACCGCCAAGGUGCUGGCUUCGAAGCAUGCAGCAUGUAGCCAUCCCUCCCAUCACUAUGACACAUCAACUCUAUUCAAGGCGCCCACGAGGGCGUGGGUUAAAGCAAGGACGUGCUUCAUCUCGAUAAAGUUGGAUGCACGCCAUUCGCCUGUUCUUAAGAUUUGGCCAAUCUUCACAUCGAGGAGACGGUUUCGUGCAUUCUGCAUAUACGGGGGAGGUCCGACCUCGAAACGUAACCGGACUUCGAGGAACCCUGGGGGUUCAAUUUCUUCGAGAUAUCCCGCGCCCCGCACCGGCAACUUUGCUUGUCUUCAGCUUCCUUUUGCCCUGCUCGGCAACAGCAAGCUGCCAGCACUAUCAGUCUUCCCGCGCCUAGAACUGUACCAUGUCGCUAUGCAGAUGCCCUGGUAA
Messenger RNA from Lindgomyces ingoldianus, 747 nucleotides. RefSeq lists its product as uncharacterized. Lineage: Eukaryota; Fungi; Ascomycota; Dothideomycetes; Pleosporales; Lindgomycetaceae. The transcript is spliced from 4 exons. The coding region runs from base 1 to 747 and encodes 248 amino acids. The record is from RefSeq and is a predicted model, not a curated record.